AUGACUAAUGCUAACAACUGUCACGUCCAUUUCGAGCUCCCCGCGAAUGGGGAUACACCCUCCAACUCGCUGAUUUCCAACACCGGCAACCGACCUCCAAGGUUCAACUUCGGGUUUGGAAGUUCGCACAGCCCUCUUACAGCAGACUUGGUGCCUGCGAGGCGUACCAUACCCCAAACCUUCAAUUUUGGGUUUCUGGUGCGAAAGCAAGUCAUGGCAGAGGCCCUUGUGCCGGACCUGGCACAUCAAACAGCUGUCACGCCACUACAACCUCAACAAUUCAACUUUGGGUUUACGGUGAACGAGCAAAGCCCAGCGGCAACGGACUUGAAUCCACCGUCACCCUCCCCAGCUCCAACAAGAUUCAACUUUGGCUGGACUCACUCCCAUUCCACAGACAAGCCAGCGGCCCAGCGGCAGUCGACUCGGAGCCCACACCAUCUUCCCCAGCUCCUACAACAUUUAAUUUUGGCUGGACUCAGUCCUUUGCCACAGAGAAGCCGGCAGGUUCAGGCAGCUCAACCAUUCAACUUUGGAAUGGAUGUGGAGAGUCACAUUCAACCUGCACUACCCUCGCUGCAGGAUGUCCGGCGCACCCGCCGUAGUGGUUCCAAUACUCCCAACAAUGGAGUGCCAGCUUCGGUGAUCCCUCUCAAGAGACCGCUAUCUCUGCCACCACCCUCCACUCCUCCUCAGGCACCGGCGCCCGAACAUACAGCCAAGUUCAACUUCGGCUGGAAGCAGCCGCCUUCAGCAACAGCGGGUGUUGCUACCCAUGUUGGGUUUGACCAUCAUAAUAAACCAUUCCAGUUCGGUUGUAAGGUCCCUCCAGCAAAGGUAGGGGAAUGGACACCAGCGCCUAUUAUGGCCGCUGUGCCACAAGCAGCACCAGUGCCGAUCACAAUCACCUUGCCCCAAGUAGUACCGUCGCCUAUCAUAGCCACCGUGCCAGAAGCGGCACCAGCUCCUGAGUCAGACCCCUACACGCCAAAGGCCUUGCCAAACUGGGAGGGUGCUUUCCCCACUGCCAAACGAUGGAAACUCGAUUCCGCCAGUCAAGCGACCCACCAAGACACCAUCGGAUGCCUUAUCGGUGACGCUGAGAAGGCUGCCAUUGACAUUGUGAAACAGCUCAAUGGAGAUGAAUUUGAUCGACUCGCCCAAACAAUGCUGGGCAGCCUCAUUAGGCCCGGCGAUGAUGUCCGAGAUCCCAUGCCGGAAGAGGUCUUGGAUAGUAACUGCGCUGUAUUGUCAGCGUUCUGUGAGUCCAGAGAUUGGUUGACUAGGAUCUUCAAAGAUCUUAUCACUAUUCAUCAUGCAUCCGAGCACCACAUACACCAGCUUUCAUUCAUGGACUCUCUUACCAAUGAGGUUGAGAUAGCAGAGAGGACUGCCGGUAGUUAG
Molecule: messenger RNA, 1404 nt
Organism: Suillus discolor
Lineage: Eukaryota; Fungi; Basidiomycota; Agaricomycetes; Boletales; Suillaceae
Exons: 5
Coding region: 1-1404 (467 amino acids)
Source: RefSeq, a predicted model, not a curated record